This is a messenger RNA of Drosophila grimshawi, 4864 nucleotides long. RefSeq names its product ATP-binding cassette sub-family G member 1 (gene Atet). The record is from RefSeq and is a predicted model, not a curated record. Gene Ontology annotation, molecular function: ATP hydrolysis activity; ABC-type transporter activity; ATP binding. NCBI's taxonomy places the organism in Eukaryota, Metazoa, Arthropoda, Insecta, Diptera, Drosophilidae. The coding region runs from base 692 to 3160 and encodes 822 amino acids. Gene Ontology annotation, cellular component: plasma membrane. The transcript is spliced from 7 exons.
UAUUGUGUGUAGGUUGUGUGUUUGCUAUCGCAGGCGGAGAUUGUCGCGCUCGAUCUGCCAAACAAAAAAAAUACACGUUUCAUGUCCUGUCCUGUUUUCGGCCAGCUGCUGUGCUACUUAAGCGUUCUCUUAGACCACCUGAUCUCAACGUAGCUGGAAGAGCUUUUUGUUUUUGUUACCACAAAUUACGUAUUCGAAAAUUGAGCGAGAAGGGGAGUGCGAGCGAGACAGCAAUAGAAACCAAACAAAUUUAUGUGCAAUUUUUUGGGCCUAAAAUAAAAGCAACUCGGCAAAAAGAAAUAAAACAAAGCAUCUCUAGCAACACACGGAAAUCAAACCUUUCUCUUAAAUAAAACUAAAGAGAAAAAGCAAAAAAAAAAAAGAAUAGAAAAAACUAGUUUUUUAAUUAUUGGAAUUAUAUUUUACAUGUGUUUAAAAGUGUAGCUGAAUAAUUUCACAACUUCCAAAUAAAAGAAUAUGCCAAAUAAGAAACAAAAACAAUGAAUAAUACAAUAAUAUUGAAACUGAAACUUGUGUAAAAAGAAGAAGACGACGAAGAAGAAGAAAUAGUUGCAUGCAAUGCCGAAUAAACAAAUAAAAUAAAUAAAUAUAUAAAUAAAACAAAAGAAAUACUCAAAUGCUGACUGCCAAUUGCAACUGAAUAAACUAAAAACUAAAAUUCUGCUAAACAAUGGAUGAGUUGCAUGCCACAAAUGUGCCACUUGUGGACGAGGAGAACUCUUGCAGCGCUAUCAUUCUGCCUGCCACACAGGCAACAUCAACAUCAGCCGCAACAACAAAAUUAGAACCUCUUGGGGCAGUUCACUACAAGAGUUGCAACAUCAGCACAACUGACGCUGCCACAGGGGCAUGCAACACGGCAGAGCCUGUGCCACUUUUGAAUCAAUUGCAAAAAUCAAACGAUCUAAAGCAAUGCAACGCCACCUAUGGUUCACAGAAUAAUCUGUGCAACGGUCGCUUUACGCCCAGCAACAAUCAUGUUUUGGCGCCCAAGAUCCAAAAUAGCAGCCCCAAUGGCCAGAAGAAGGGCACCAUUUCCCUAUCACAUCUGCCACAGCGUCCUCCCGUGGAUAUUGAGUUCUGUGAUAUAUCUUACUCGGUGCCCGAUGGACAUUUGCGUGGCUUUAAAACCAUUCUGAAGAGCGUCUCCGGCAAGUUUCGCAAUGGACAAAUUACGGCCAUCAUGGGACCCUCGGGUGCAGGGAAGAGCACUCUGAUGAACAUCCUAGCGGGCUACAAAACUUCCCAGUUAAGUGGCACAGUGAUGAUCAACAGCAAGGAGCGCAAUUUGCGACGUUUUCGCAAACUGUCCUGUUACAUAAUGCAGGACGAUGUGCUCAUUGCCAAUCUGUCGGUGCGUGAAGCGAUGAUGGUGGCAGCCAAUCUAAAGCUAGGCAAGAAUAUGAUAACAUAUGCCAAGUGUGUGGUGGUCGAGGAGAUACUGGAGACAAUUGGCCUCAAGGACUCGGCUAAUACGCUCACCUGCAAUCUGUCGGGUGGUCAGCGGAAACGUUUAUCGAUUGCCCUGGAGUUGGUGAACAAUCCGCCGGUGAUGUUCUUUGAUGAGCCCACCUCGGGCUUGGAUAGUUCGACUUGUUUCCAGUUGAUCUCGCUGCUGAAAUCCCUGGCACGUGGCGGACGCACCAUUGUCUGCACAAUUCAUCAGCCGUCGGCGAGACUAUUCGAGAAAUUCGAUCAUUUGUAUUUGCUGGCACAAGGUCAGUGUGUUUACGAGGGCCGAGUGCAUGGAUUGGUGCCCUAUCUCGCAUCCCUGGGUUAUGAAUGCCCCUCGUAUCACAAUCCCGCCGAUUAUGUGCUCGAAGUCGCCUCCGGCGAACAUGGCGAAGCAGUCCCCAAACUGGUCCAGGCAGUCCACAGUGGCAUCUGCAAGAAAUAUGCGCACAAAGAUUAUGGCAUCAAUUUGGCGAAUGCGCGCACAAUUGCCAAUGAUAUUGUAAAGGGUGGAGCAGAUCCAAAUAUGCCACCAUUGGCCACAAUUACGCUGGAGCACGAGAGGCUGUCCAAGUUGGAUGACGAUGCGAUGGAUGCGUUGACGGAGUUGAAACCACCGAAACUGGAAGCACAACAAUCCCAAAAUUCCGAUUGCAGCAUCAGCAACGUGCCAGUGGAGGACAGCUGCAGUUUUAGCUCCUCCAAGGCGGCUGGCCAAAAUGUUGUCUCCAGCGGAGUUGGUGGUGGUGCUACUGGUGCUGCUGCCACAAGCAGUGUUGUGGGUUGCAUGACCUCGUUGCUGGAUUCGCAUGAGAGUGUUGUCACUUUGCCCAGUCGAACGGGUUUCCCUACCAGUGGCUGGACACAGUUUUGGAUAUUGCUGAAGCGUUCGUUUAGAACGAUUAUGAGGGAUCGCAUGUUGACCCACAUGCGGCUGGCAUCGCAUAUCAUUGUGGGCGCCAUCAUUGGCAUGAUCUACUAUGAUGUGGGCAACGAGGCCGGCAAGAUUAUGAGCAACAGUGGCUGCAUCUUUUUUGUCUCCUUGUUUACCACUUUUACGGCCAUGAUGCCCACCAUUCUGACAUUUCCCACGGAAAUGGCGGUUUUUGUGCGGGAGCAUCUCAAUUAUUGGUACUCGCUCAAAGCGUUCUACUUUGCAAAGACCCUUGCCGACAUUCCCUUUCAGAUUGUUUUCUCCAGUGUAUUUGUGCUGGUCGUCUACUAUCUGACAUCGCAGCCGAUGGAAAUGCAGCGCAUCUCGAUGUUUGUGCUAAUCAACGUGCUCAGCUCGCUGGUGGCUCAAUCUUUGGGUCUGCUCAUCGGUGCCGGGAUGAAUGUGGAGACGGGCGUAUUUCUUGGCCCAGUGACGACGAUUCCAACGAUUUUAUUCUCGGGUUUCUUUGUCAACUUUGACACAAUACCAACCUAUUUACAGUGGGUCACAUAUAUCAGCUACGUUCGCUAUGGCUUUGAAGGUGCCAUGCUUUCCAUUUAUGGCAUGGAUCGGGCCAAAUUGCAUUGCAAUGAGAUCUAUUGUCAUUACCGGGUGCCCAAAAAGUUCCUUGAAUCGAUGUCCAUGCAGGAUGCCCACUUCUGGGUGGAUGCAGUGGCUCUGAUUGGAAUGUUUUUCGCUCUGCGCGUAAUUGCAUACUUUGUGCUACGCUGGAAGUUGCACAUGAUUCGCUAAUGUGGCAAGGUAGCAAGGUUGCAGGUUGGCAGACCCAUCGUUGUAAAUAGAGGAGAAAAUGCCCAAAUGGAAUUUAUGUUCGAGGAUUGUAGAUAGACGGAUGUUAUAGCUAAUUUGGUGCUUCGAAUUAAUGUUUUACGUUUGUUUGCAAUAGACACAACCAGAUAUUAUCAUACACAAAAAUCAAAACUCACAUAUAGAAAUAUAAAGAUAUAUAAAUAUAGAAAGAUAGGCACGUUCAACAGCACAAAAGUAGAGCUCCUUUUCGAGUAUAAAUAUUAAUGGUGACCAAGUAUAGGAGUCUGAACCUUAAUCUAUUGAAAAUUAACAAAUUCUACACUCAGCAUAAAAAAUCGCACUGAUUUUUAUUCAGAAGGUAUAUUUCUAAAAACCAGCUUUUGUUUUAUUUUCUAAUUUUCUUAAUUUCGGUCUACAUUUUUGUAAAAUUUAGAAAAAUAUAUGUCUAAUUUUAAUGUUGUUUUUCAUAAGAAUUUGUAUUAUUAAUUUGUAUUAUAAACAUUAGAAUUUUAAGAAUUAAAUUAUAUAAACACUUUGCAUAGUUUCAAAUUUAAAAAAUUUUAAAUUUAAAAAAAUAUUCGGCGAUUCCCAGUCUUUCUAGUUUUGUGAAAUUUGUUUUCUUAUAAUCGGAAAUCUUUCUAGUUUUUCUAAAUAUCGAUGCAAUUUUUUUUCUGAGUGUAGAGAAGUCGUAAUUAACUUCAAAUAUAUAUACAUAAAUAUAUAUCCUUGCUCAGCUCAUUUCAAUUCAUACAAUAGUUGUAGCUAUAAAUUUGCAAAUCCCAACGUUUUUCCAAUUAACCACUCCGUCCUUAUGUUGAAGGCUCUCUUUCUAUUUCUGAAUUCAAACAACCUUGUGUCAAUAACUUAAAAAUGAGUUCUGCUUGGCUUAAAAAGAAAAAAAAAAAAAAUCAAAGAACGUGCUCUAGAACCCAGUUGAAUUAAAACGUGAACCUUGUGAUACACUGCAAUUAAAAAAAUAUAUAAAAAAAUUAAAAAACAUCCAAUUUCAAAAAUCUAAAUUGAGAAAAAUCGUGUAAAAGAAACCGUAACGGAAUUCGAUUGUGGUGAUAUGAAGCAAUUAAUAUUAGUAUCGCUAUUCUUAAUUCAAGUCGAUUAAACUUCAAUUUAUAAUUGAUUAUUAAAUAUAUAUUAUCAGUUUAGUCUAGUAAAUUUUUAGUUUAAUUAUAAUAAUUUUUAUAUGUCGCCAAAAGAAAAAUGCAGUCAUAUGUUUUUAUUGUUUUUUAUACCAACAUUAUUUUCAAGUUUCCCCCAACUUAAUGUUAUGAGAAAAGCCAAAGAUGUCGUUUAACGGGAAUAAUGGAGGAAAGUUGGGCUCUUGAAUUUCAUUGCCGAAUAAGUUACAUACAUAAUUUUGUGAUACAUGUAGACAUAUAUAUAUAUAUAUAUGUAUAUAUAUAUAUAUAUAUAUAUAUAAAGAAAAAAAUGCAAGUUUAAGACAGCAAGCUGUGGCCACAUAUUAAGCAUCCUCUGAGGAGUGAAACUUAUAAACAUUAUUUAAUUGUCUACAGGGACAAAAUAAAAAAAUCAAAUAAAGAGUUAUGUAUGUAUAUUGUCAGUUGUAGAGGAUGCAUAUUUAAAGUGCAUGUAUAAUUGAAAAUACAUAAGCAAAACACACAACAAAAACCCAGUAGAAUAUUUUUAAUAAAGAAUCAAAUAAUAUCUUCA